Messenger RNA from Vigna angularis (adzuki bean), 1600 nucleotides. Its product is annotated as small GTPase LIP1. Gene Ontology annotation, biological process: intracellular protein transport. The record is from RefSeq and is a predicted model, not a curated record. Gene Ontology annotation, cellular component: endomembrane system. NCBI's taxonomy places the organism in Eukaryota, Viridiplantae, Streptophyta, Magnoliopsida, Fabales, Fabaceae. The coding region runs from base 384 to 1391 and encodes 335 amino acids. Gene Ontology annotation, molecular function: GTPase activity. The transcript has 7 exons.
UGCAUCGCGUGGUUUACACGAAUGAGUAGCGAGAUGGUAUGAUUACGAUGAAUUGUUCAUCUCUUUCAACUUUCCGCCACCAUCGCGUCAAAAAACAAAGCCAUUUUGAAGAUACUGCACAACACAGAUACGCACCACAAAUCCAUCAUCUUCGCCCUAAUCCCUUUCCCAUUCACCGCAUCCCAAACUCCUCAGAUCUGUCGUCGAUUCGCGUUUCGCGCUUUCCAUUUCGUUUUCUCGCGAGAUGCGCGACGCCGGAGCGUCAACUUCUCGCUCCGAUCCCGGCGUGAUUGUCAUGUGACAUGGGUUUUGGAACUUGAUGAGCUCACGUGCGUGUGGUGGUGAAGGCGUGUUUUGAGAUUAUCGUUGGUGAAGAGGGAAUCAUGUUCUGGAGGGACCGUGAGAGGGAGAACACAGAGUUGAACGGUGGGGUCCUAUGUGGCCAGGUCAGAGUGCUGGUUGUUGGUGAUUCAGGUGUUGGGAAAACUUCGUUAGUGAACUUGAUUAUAAAAGGUUCUCCAAUUGCUCGCCCUCCUCAAACAAUUGGUUGUGCAGUUGAUGUGAAACAUACUACUUAUGGAAAUUCAGGAAGCUCUUCUAGUAGCCUAAAAGGUGAUUCUGAGAGAGAUUUCUUUGUUGAACUGUGGGAUGUCUCAGGACAUGAACGGUACAAAGAUUGUCGGUCCCUUUUUUACUCACAGGUUAAUGGUGUAAUUUUUGUUCACGAUCUCUCACAGAGAAGAACAAAGACUAGCUUGCAGAAGUGGGCAGCUGAGAUUGCUGCAACUGGGACAUUUUCAGCUCCUUUGGGAUCUGGUGGUCCCGGUGGCCUUCCUGUUCCAUUUAUUGUUAUUGGUAACAAAGCUGAUAUUGCUGCACAAGAGGGUACAAGAGGAAGCAGUGGGAAUCUUGUUGAUGUUGCACGCCAAUGGGUUGAGAAGCAGGGUUUGCUUCCUUCCAGCGAGGAGCUUCCUUUGACUGAGAGCUUUCCUGGUAGUGGGGGCCUUGUUGCUGCUGCAAAAGAAGCAAGGUAUGACAAAGAGGCUGUGGUGAAAUUUUUCCGCAUGUUGAUCAGGAGAAGAUAUUUCUCAGAUGAAAUACCUUCACCAGCAUGGUCCGUUCCUUCUGUUCAGAGACCAGCUCAGCGUAUAGAUGAAAAUUUCACAGAAGAUGAUCUGUCCUACAAUAGAAGAAGUCUAAGCGGUGAUUCUUACAAAUACAACACGCUUCCCCCACUUCCAGCACAACGCAAUCUAACACCGCCACCCACACUCUAUCCUCAACAGCCAGUUUCGGUGUCGGAAAACUAUAGUUUCCCUAGGUAUUCCUUGUCAGGCAUCUCAGAAAUCAGUGCUGUGGCCAGAACAAAGCGGUCAGAUAUUAAUGUCUGAAGAUUUAUUUGUGUAUUUUUGGUAAUUAGUCAUUGCUAAUACAUGGAUGUAUUCUUGCAUGGAACGAAGUUAUUACAUGUUUAAAUUCUUUGUUCCCAUUGUAACUUCUUAAUUGAUUCAUUCGUUUUCAAGAGGCUUUCUCAGUCGACAGAAGAGCUAAUUGUUCAAUGUUUGGGGAGAAUUUAAAUGAUAUAUGCUCCAUUCUUUUA